GGGCCUCCCCUCUGCUCCCCGGCCUGUCAGUAGCAGGAGGCGUAUGGAAACGUAGGCAAGUGGAUCGGGUGAGGUCAUGUGUUUUUAAGGCGCCCAGCGGAAUCGAUCAUUGUUGACCGGCAUACACGCACCGUCCACUGCUGCGGAACGUUCGAGCUGCUCGUCGCUCCGCCAGGAUCCACCUUUCACGAACGAGAGAACAUUUUUGGAUGCACAGAGAGCAGUGAUUGAAGAUUUCGCCAUGAAUAAAAACAAGAAAGACAAAGAGUUCUACAGCAUCGACGUCGGAGACUCGACGUUCACGGUGUUAAAACGCUACCAGAACUUGAGACCCAUCGGAUCGGGAGCGCAGGGAAUUGUAUGCUCUGCUUACGAUCAAGUCCUUGAGAAAAAUGUAGCCAUCAAGAAGCUGAGCAGACCCUUUCAGAACCAGACACAUGCCAAGAGGGCGUUUAGAGAGCUUGUGCUCAUGAAAUGUGUCAAUCACAAAAAUAUCAUCGGUCUGUUAAAUGUUUUUACACCCCAAAAAUCAUUAGAAGAAUUUCAAGAUGUUUACUUGGUAAUGGAGCUGAUGGACGCCAACCUGUGCCAGGUCAUUCAGAUGGAGCUGGACCACGAGAGGCUGUCUUACCUCCUCUAUCAGAUGCUGUGCGGUAUCAAACACCUCCAUGCUGCCGGCAUCAUUCACAGGGAUCUCAAGCCCAGCAACAUUGUGGUGAAGUCAGACUGCACAUUGAAGAUUUUGGACUUCGGCCUGGCUCGAACAGCUGCUACGGGUCUCCUCAUGACGCCUUACGUGGUGACGCGUUACUACAGAGCCCCCGAAGUCAUCCUGGGCAUGGGCUACCAAGCCAAUGUGGAUGUGUGGUCAGUGGGCUGCAUAGUGGCUGAGAUGAUCAGGGGAAGUGUGUUGUUCCCCGGCACUGAUCACAUUGACCAGUGGAACAAAGUCAUCGAGCAGCUAGGCACGCCGUCUCAGGACUUUCUCAUGAAACUGAACCAGUCAGUAAGAACGUACGUGGAAAACAGGCCACGCUACGCCGGAUACACCUUUGAGAAACUCUUCCCGGAUGUUCUUUUCCCGGCUGAUUCCGAUCACAACAAACUGAAAGCGAGCCAGGCAAGAGACCUUUUAUCUAAGAUGUUAGUGAUCGAUGCCUCUAAGCGCAUAUCUGUAGAUGAGGCCCUGCAGCACCCCUACAUCAACGUUUGGUACGACCCAGCUGAAGUGGAGGCGCCACCGCCCAAGGUCCUUGACAAACAGCUGGAUGAGCGGGAGCACACUGUGGAGGAGUGGAAAGGGCUGAUCUACAAGGAAGUGAGUGACUGGGAGGAGUGGUCAAAAAAUGGAGUGAUCCGAGGGCAGCCGUCUCCUCUAGGUGCAGCAGUGAUCGAUAGCCCCCCUCAACCUUCCUCCUCGUCCUCCUCCUCCUCAUCAGCCAACGAUGUGUCAUCCAUGUCCACGGAGCCCACCGACCCAAGCAACGACCCCACGGUGACCUCGGAAACAGACAGCAGUCUGGAUAGCCACACUUCCCUUGGUGCUCUGGCGUGUUGCAGAUAACAAAAAUACAAACACAUACAUUUACUCGAACGUAACCUUUCAUCAGUGCACCUUAUCCAGUGUUUGAGAUGGGAGGGUUUCUAGGCUAAUGGAAGUUCUCAUGUUAGUUUGUAGAGCUACAAUUUCAAUGUACAGAUUGUUGUAAUUGCCCGAUACUACUGUAAAUGAUUGUGGUUUUAAAUUGUAUCAUUAUUAUUGUAUUUUUGCUGCAAAGAAUCAAGAGUAUGUUUUGAUGUGAACAUUAUGUUUGUAAUGAAAGGGCAGCGUUGGAAUUUCUGCAUUGAUGUUUUUUUAGCUCCAGCGACACAGUGGGAUGGCACACUGCGAGCACUGCACUGUUAUUUAUUAAUAUAUUUUUCAAAUGCUGACUUGGCAUUUUGUAUUGUGUUUUUUUUGGGGUAGGGGUGGAGGGAGACAUUUGAAUGAAUCCGCUAUUAAGUAAAGAACUUUUUUUUUUUUUUUUUUUUUUUUUUAAAGUGGAAAUUAAUGCAUACUUGCGUUUACACAUCGUCUCUCAGCUUAUCAUAUAACUUAAUUUCUCAACUGUUUUUUUCCCCUUGCAUUCAUUUUUAGUUUUACUGCCGCAUACUGUAAAUUUUACACAUUUGCGUAUUCAACUGUAAUUUCUCAAAGAACAAGGUGAAUGUACAUCUCAUAUAGGCCAACUCACUGGCUCCUAAA
Molecule: messenger RNA, 2245 nt
Organism: Syngnathus acus (greater pipefish)
Lineage: Eukaryota; Metazoa; Chordata; Actinopteri; Syngnathiformes; Syngnathidae
Gene: mapk8a
Product: mitogen-activated protein kinase 8a
Exons: 12
Coding region: 242-1564 (440 amino acids)
Biological process (GO): JNK cascade; protein phosphorylation
Cellular component (GO): cytoplasm; nucleus
Molecular function (GO): JUN kinase activity; ATP binding
Source: RefSeq, a predicted model, not a curated record